Messenger RNA from Adelges cooleyi (spruce gall adelgid), 1127 nucleotides. RefSeq lists its product as uncharacterized. The transcript is spliced from 5 exons. The coding region runs from base 186 to 857 and encodes 223 amino acids. The record is from RefSeq and is a predicted model, not a curated record. NCBI's taxonomy places the organism in Eukaryota, Metazoa, Arthropoda, Insecta, Hemiptera, Adelgidae.
GACAACGUAUUGUCGGAUUGACAAUAUCUCUAUACUGUGUAAAACUAAUAACCAAAAAUAAUAUGUUUAAACUCUGCGUAAAAAUUCCGUACAUCAAUUUAGUAAGCUGCACUAUCAAACAAAAGCCAUUUUAAAAUUAUUCAAUUUACGCGUCUAUAUACGCGUCUAUUGUACACGGUCGUACAAUGAAGAUCAAUGUCUUGUGUCUUUUAUCCGCGCUGCUAGUUAGUUCUAUAAAUGUCGUUUCGGGUCAUCAAUGUCUUGUUUUACAGCCUAUGGAAGGUUUCGAAAUGAAAUAUUUUUUUGCAUCAUGGUACGCCCUUAAAACGACGAUGCCAUUUACGCGAUGCGUAGUGUAUGAUGUAUUCAGAAAGAAUACUACAAUUUUAAUGAAUAAUAUCAAUUACCAAAAUUAUAUUGGAUUUUUGGAAGCCAAUCCAAAAUUACCAUCACAAAUGACUUUUGCUGAACCUACAAAGGAUUAUUCAAAUCCUGAAUUUACGAAAUCAUCUUUUGUUGUGUUGAACACCGACUAUGUAACCUACGCGACAGUAUUCAUGUGCAUAAAAAAGCAAUAUGGCACUGGCUUCAAACAUUUUGUAUCCAUUUUAUCCAGAACAGAUGCCUUAGACAGUGAACUCCUAAAUAGUUUGGUCUUAAAUAUAAUUUCGUUAAAUAUUGGAAAACUCAACCACGUUGACCAAAAGGACUGUAACUAUUGGACUCUCGUCGAAGAUGGUUAUGAUACGAAUGUCUUUGACAACGAGGAAGAUGGACCACCCUACGUUUCUAUCAAAUGGUUGGAAGAACCUGCACCACAGCUUGCACCACAGCCUGCGCCACAGCAAGACGUUUAAGUUGAUUAAAUACGAAUAAAUUCGAAAGAUUUAUAGUUCGACAAUAUAAAGCUUACCCUGUUGCUAACCCUCAUUUAAAUUUUAGCAAUGUUUAAUGUAAGCUAUACAAAAUGUUCUCAUAAAAUCUUUUACUAUUAAUUAUAAUUUACACUCAAUUCAAAAUCAACGAUACUACAAACAUUUUAAAUUCUCAAUUCUGUUUGUUUAAUUGAUGAUCUUUAGCUUAGUAUAAAUGUAUUUAUUAUGCUUGUUUAAUAAAUAUAAACUGUA